AUGAUGGGCCCACGGCGGAAAGUCACCAGGACUCAAAGUCUGGGAGGAGGAAUGGUAAACCUGCCUGGACAUGAGGAACCCAAAGAUUAUAUAAAUGAGCUCUCGCACGAGGUGCUUUGCCAUAUAUUCAGAUACUUGCCCAUGCAGGAUAUAAUGUGUAUGGAGUGUCUGUCACGGAAAUUGCUUGAGGCGGUGACCUUAUAUUUGCGGGUUGUGAAGGUGGUGGAUCUUUGUGCAGGCCGAUGGUGGGAGUACAUGCCCUCAGGUUUCACAGACUCCAGUUUCCUCAUGUUGAUGAAGAAGAUGCCAGAUUUAGAGCAGCUGUACGGUCUUCAUCCCCGCUAUCUAGAAAGAAGGAGGGUCAGAGGUUACGAGGCUUUCAGUAUUCCAGGUGUUUUGGAGGCUCUACAAGCCUGCCCAAACCUCAUCGGUGUGGAGACGUCACAUCUUGAGCUUGUGGAGGCGGUAUGGAACUACAUGCCUCAGGUGCACAUACUGGGCAAAUUCAGAAACCGAAACGGGGCCUUUCCUAUUCCAUCCGAGAACAAACUCACCAUUCCAGCUGCUGCUAAAAUCCAGACUCUUCAUCUUGUCGGUGUGAACGUACCGGAGAUCCCGUGUCUGUCCAUGCUCAGGCAUCUGUACCUGAAAUGGGUUCGCCUUACUAAGCCUCAGCCUUUCAAAGACUUCCUUUGUGUCAACUUGCGUUCGUUCGUCAUGAGAAACUGUGCCGGUCCCACAAAUUCUCUGAAGUAUGUGCCUCUUGUCACUGGCUUGGCAUCUGCUCGCAAUCUGGAGCAGCUGGAGCUGGUGAGGGUGCCCUUCUUAGGGGGACUAAUUCAGCAUGUAGUGGAGGAUAGCUGGAGGUCAGGAGGGUUUCGUAAUUUGCACACUAUUGUAUUUGGUGCCUGUAAGAAUUCACUUGAAGUGGACCUGGGCUACCUCAUCAUUACUGCUGCUCGCAGGUUGCACGAAGUCCGAAUUCAGCCUUCCUUAACCAAAGACGGGGUGUUCUCUGCACUGAAAAUGGCUGAACUUGAGUUUCCCCAGUUUGAGACUUUGCACCUUGGAUAUGUAGAUGAGUUCCUAUUGCAAUGUAAAAUGAGCCAUGCUGAGUUAGUGAAAUAUGGUCUCGCUGAUGUGAUCGAGAAUCCGGGAAUCAUCACUGACAUUGGAAUGAAGGCUGUUAAUGAGGUGUUCACCUCCAUCAAGUAUCUGGUCAUUUAUAACUGUCCACAUCUUCACAACCCACACAACUGGAUCACAGAUCACUCACGCUGGAGCCGGCUGGUGGAUCUCACCCUGGUGCGUUGUCACGCUAUCAAGCUGGAGUCUUUCAGUCAGUUUAUUGAAAUGCUUCCCAGCCUAGAAUUCAUCUCUCUAGACCAGAUGUUUCGUGAGCCCCCCAAGGGCUGUGCACGUGUGGGACUCAGCGCUGGCACGGGUAUCGGCGUAUCGUCCGCCUUGGUCAGCAAUCAGAAUUCCAACAACGAUAACGACAACAAUAACAACAACAAUCACCAAAAUAAUAAUGACGCAAACAUUCCACCAAACAACAACAACCAUGAAGACGGCCCUCAGCAGCGGCAUCAUGACGCAGAGGAAAUUCCUGACGUGGAGGGCAUGGUGGCAGAGAACAUGGAGCCUGAGCCUGUUCUUGGGGCCGUCAAUCCAGAAGAAGAGAUCCAAGGGUCUAGUGAGACAUCAAAUCCUUCUCUCGAUCAGGAUGAAGAACAAGCAGGGCCUAGCGGAGUUCAGACCGCCAUGAAGAAACAACCGGUGGUGGUGUCAGACUCUGACAGUGAGGACGAGUACAGUCCAAUCAGAACGCAGGGUGCUGGUCGUUCUCAAGGCCGGUACCCAGAGAGCGAAUCCCAGGAGAAGAGCCGCACAGCUGUGACUCCUCAUGGGAAAGGGAAGACUCCUCUUCGCAGACGUGGACCGCAACCUCAUGAGUACAGCUGUGAGAAAGGAUGCCAGGUAACCAGCGAGCAGAUCAAAGCUGACAUGAAGGCUGCCAGUGAGACAGCUGAGCGUGGAGCCAGAGACGGAACCAGCGGGGCUGGACCCACUUCAGGCUACGCUACCGGCAGCUGCGUCUGCUCCAUGCGAUGGAGGGAAGACUCGGCCAAUCAGGAGGGCAGGGGAGAAGGUACGGUCAGGACACGCUGCACAUGCAGCAGGGCUCGUUCUUCCUCUGAAACCAGGACUCACACUGGCCACGGCCUGCCAGCAGGGGUUGAGAAUCACAGCCCAGAAAAUCACCGCCCUGAGCGGAGUGAGGCAGCAAGGGAAGAGGAGAUGGAGGACAGACACACCUGCACUCCACACAGAACUGAGAGCUCAUCUGAGGGGCAUACUGAGAGGACUGCAGGCCACCAGCAAGACAUUGGACCGGCAGGUUCACAUAGAAGCCCAACAUAUGAGUUCCCCAGGAGACCAGUCACUCGUGCCUGCAGCAGGCUUUCCUCUGUGCCUCUGGUGUGCGAGUCAGAGUUGCCAAAAGCAAAGCCACGGGCUGCAGUAAAGAAGAAACGUACGGCAGACAAAUCCACCAGCACCAGUGACCCUGUGACUGAAGACGACCAUGUGCAGCUGCUUAACCUUAAAUCUAAAAACCUGGUGGGCAUCACUCUCACAAAUUGCGGGAUCACAGACUUGGUUCUUAAGGAGUGCCCCAAAAUGAUGUUUGUCCAUGCCACGCGCUGCAGGGUGUUGAAACAUCUGGUUGUGGAAAGCGCACCGAUCGUGAACCGUUUUGACUAUGCACAGUGUAAGAAAUUAGACAUGGAGCAGGUGCUGGAUCAAAUCUUACUAAUGCCCCCAGAGAGAAACCGCAUCAUCUACAUGAGGCCUAUGCAUCAGAUUGACUCCCUUUCUCUGGAGAAGAAGCUUUUUAGUGGUCCGUACCCCUACCAUAUUGCCAUUAUCCAUGAGUUCAGCAAUCCUCCAAAUGUCAGAAACAAAGUGCGUGUGCGUAGCUGGAUGGACACCAUCGCCAACAUUAGUCAAGAACUCAUCAAAUAUGAAUUCUUUCCGGAGGCCACACGGACGGAAGAGGAUGUAAAGAAGUAUCCCAACUAUCCCUGGGGCCGAGACAUCUACACUUUAGAGGGAGUGGUAGAUGGAGCGCCGUACUCCAUGGUCACCGAUUUCCCAUGGCUUCGCUCUUUACGGGCAGCAGAACCUAAUAGUUAUGCUCGAUACGACUUCGAGGAUGAUGAAAGCACUACAAUAUACGCACCACGGCGUAAGGGACAGCUUUCUGCCGAUAUAUGUAUGGAGACUAUCGGCGAGGAGAUCUCAGAGCGACGACAAACGCACAAGGGCGUUUUCCAGCGGGUGGUGGUCGUCUUCAUCCACUACUGUGACGUUCGUGGAGAACCAGUAGAUGAUGACUACAUUUAGACUGUCGAUGUUCAGCCGAAGAGUCUGGAAGUGUGGAGCGCUCCACAUCAGCACUCAAUCAGGUUCUUUCCACUGACCAACCCUGCUGUCUGCUGUGCAAGAUGGGCAUCUUAGAAACACAAAGAUUGCCCCUUAUCUCUCAGUAAAGGAAACUGAGAGCAUUCGCUUUAAAUCUGCCAGUGUCAGCCAAUGCUUGUUUAUGUGGAGUCGUUGGACUGACAAGCUGUGUCGACAGGGUGCUUGUGUUCUGGACAUGACUGAGGAAAGCAGCCUGUUGUUUACCUGCAACUCUUAAGGAAAGAGGGGGGAUCGGGUCUGUAGCAGUUAAUUUGGUGCUAUGGUUUUGCACAUGGGAAAAGACAUGAUGAGCUGCAACAGGUGGCAUAUGAAAUCACUUGUUUGGGUUUUGGGGAAGACGAAGAAACCCCGUAGUAGAUUCAUGUGUGUGUUUGGCCACUUGGUUGGGAUCUGUGCCUUUAUUCGCAGUAACAUUGUUCAGCUUUAAUUUACAAAGUUUUUUUUUUCUUUUUUUGCACCUCAAACCUCUCGUGCUUUUGUUUUAUAUUAUUUCAGAUUUUACUCUUCGUUCUCUUACCUUUACUCCAGAGGAUGACUAAUUGGAUGUUUGAUUGACUUGUGUGUGUGUGUCACUAUUAUAAUUUAACCCAAAACCUAGUGAAGAGAUUAAAUGUUUCUUUGCCCAUGGGAACGGGGCCGAUUUGGUGAAUAUACGGUAUAUUUACCUCAGUUUUCUCCCUGUUGUCUUUAUAGAGCAAAAAAAAACAUUGCGUCUAUCGGCGACAAAGAAAUAUAUGAGUAGAGUAUUUUAUGCACAUGUGACUUAUUUUUAUUUUUUCCCCUUAGUUGAACCCAUAUUUUUUACAUUAUAAUGGUUUUAAAUCAAAAGCACAGUGGAUUGAGUUGCCAGGCAGAUCCCUUAUUCAUAUUCAGAUGACUUAAAACACUUCUCACACACUUUCUCAAUAGGGUGAACAGUCUUAAUAAUCCCCUCCACACACAAUAUUGAGUCUGCAUUAACAGUUUAUACAUGUUUAUGAAUACAAAUGUUCACUGUUCUUUCUUACAAAGUCCUUUAUGUUGUUGCUGACCGAUAGUGUGCAAAAAGUUGGUAAUAAAACAAAAUGCAAGGUGUGUCUUGACUGUUUGUGACGUGUGGCAGGAGAAAUUGGUGUGAUUGAGAUUUAGGGAGCUUGUAAUGCACGUAAACCCCCUUCUCGCUGCUCUACUUUGUACUUUUUUUGGGUGAACGUCCAUGUUUGGAAACAAGAAUCUACAAGGAUUGAAUCCACACUCAUGCUGAGCAAUGCAGAAGUUGUGUACAAGGCCCGUGUACAGAUAUUCUGUAUUUAAAUUACUUCGUUUUAUAUGUUUAUAUAAAAUAAAUAUUUCAUUAAAAAAAGUUUUCUUCUUG
Messenger RNA from Triplophysa dalaica, 4840 nucleotides. It is a transcript of the gene fbxo38, whose product is annotated as F-box protein 38. The record is from RefSeq and is a predicted model, not a curated record. Gene Ontology annotation, molecular function: protein binding. The coding region runs from base 1 to 3408 and encodes 1135 amino acids. The transcript has 20 exons. Gene Ontology annotation, biological process: SCF-dependent proteasomal ubiquitin-dependent protein catabolic process; protein K48-linked ubiquitination. Gene Ontology annotation, cellular component: nucleus; cytoplasm. NCBI's taxonomy places the organism in Eukaryota, Metazoa, Chordata, Actinopteri, Cypriniformes, Nemacheilidae.